Sodiomyces alkalinus F11 is the source of this 1314-nucleotide messenger RNA. Its product is annotated as metallo proteinase. The coding region runs from base 96 to 1160 and encodes 354 amino acids. Gene Ontology annotation, molecular function: metalloendopeptidase activity. Gene Ontology annotation, biological process: proteolysis. The transcript has 3 exons. The record is from RefSeq and is a predicted model, not a curated record. Lineage: Eukaryota; Fungi; Ascomycota; Sordariomycetes; Glomerellales; Plectosphaerellaceae.
CAGCAGCCAUCGGAGCUUAGGACUAAAGAACAACUCCAAAUCCAUCGACUCCUUCUCUUAUACCGGGAUCCCCUGCCGUGCUUAUUUCGACCAUCAUGAAGUUCCUCGCCAGCGUUUCCUUCCUUGCGGCUCUUGCCAGCGCCGCUGUGGUUGACAUCACCAGGCGUGAGACUGAGAGCCCGCUUGAGGUCAAGAUUGAGCUCUCGGGCAACAGCGCCGUCAGGGCCAGCAUCACAAACACCGGCAGCUCCGCCAUCAAAGUCCUCAAGACGGGCUCUAUCCUCGAUACCGUUGAAGUUGAGAAGUCGCAGGUUUUCCUCGGCAACGAGAAGAUCGCCUUCGAUGGUGUCCGUCUCAUGGUCGACACCGCGGCCCUGACCGAGGAGUCCUUCCGCCUUAUCUCCGCCGGCGAGACCGUCGAGGUUGAGUGGGACGUCGCCAUCGGCCACGACCUGAGCGCCGGCGGCGACUUCGACUUCACCACGGCCGGCGCCCUCUCCUACGCCGAGGAAGACUCGACCGAGAUCGCCGGCGUGGUUCCCUACAGCUCCAACGUGCUGCACGCCCACGUCGACGGCGAAGCCGCGGCCAUGGUCCGCCGCGAAUUCCACGACAUGCUCGAGAAGCGCUUCGCCGUCCAGAGCGACUGCUCCGGCACCCAGCGCACGGCGACCGUCAACGCCAUCAGCGCGUGCCGCAGCCUCGCCGUGACGGCCGCCUCCUGGGCCAGCUCCGGCUCGGCCGCCAAGAUGAACGAGUUCUUCAAGUCGUCCACCUCGGCCACCCGCAGCACCGUCGUCGGCGUCUUCAACCGCAUCGCCUCCGAGUGCGGCAGCACCACCUCCGGCGCCCGCCAGCACUGCCGCGACAUCUACCCCGGCGGCGCCUGCUCGAACGGCGUCGUCGCCUACGCCGUCCCCGCCCAGAACUACGUCGUCAACUGCCCUUACUACUUCACCUUCCCGGCCCGCUCUGGCAGCUGCUACGGCAUCUCCCACGCCAGCACCACCCUGCACGAGGCUACCCACCUUCGCCACGUUGCCGGCACUACCGAUUACUGCUAUGGCUACAGCUGCGUCCAGCGCUUGAGCACCGCGCAGAACCUGAACAAUGCUGACACCUACGCCCUGUAUGCCCAGUCUAUCUACGCUGGUUGCUAAAGGAGAUGAUGAGAGUCACCUCGUUGCUAUUCUCUCAGCAUAGUUUAGCGAGCGGUCAGACCAUAGUGGAUUAGCAUUAGCAUGUUAGACGUUAGCGGCCAAUCUUUUCCAGUCCACUCCUGAGUCCUCCGACAGGUAGUUACAACUUACAAAU